Neltuma alba is the source of this 3081-nucleotide messenger RNA. RefSeq names its product protein BREAST CANCER SUSCEPTIBILITY 1 homolog. Gene Ontology annotation, biological process: positive regulation of transcription by RNA polymerase II; double-strand break repair via homologous recombination. The record is from RefSeq and is a predicted model, not a curated record. Gene Ontology annotation, cellular component: BRCA1-BARD1 complex; BRCA1-A complex. The coding region runs from base 73 to 3057 and encodes 994 amino acids. The transcript is spliced from 14 exons. Gene Ontology annotation, molecular function: ubiquitin-protein transferase activity. Lineage: Eukaryota; Viridiplantae; Streptophyta; Magnoliopsida; Fabales; Fabaceae.
UCGCUUUCACUUUCCUCGUUCUUCUUCGUCUUCUUUCUCUGUUACUCUCUGUCUCUCGCUUUUCGAUCGACAAUGGGUGAUCCGACUCAUCUCGAGCAGAUGGGCAAAGAACUCAAGUGUCCAAUUUGUUGGAGUUUACUGGAUUCUGCAGUUUCUCUUACAUGCAAUCAUGUAUUCUGCAACGCAUGUAUUGUGAAAUCAAUGAAAUCAGGUUCUAGUUGCCCCGUGUGUAAACUGCCCUUCCGGCGUAGAGAGAUUCGCGCUGCUCCUCAUAUGGAUAGCUUGGUGAGUAUCUACAAAAGCAUGGAAGUUUCUUCGGGAGUUAACAUAUUCGUCACUCAGAACGUACCUGGUGCAAAAUUAUCAGAUGGAGAAAAGCAAUGUGAUGGUGAUACCAAUUGUAGGGAUAAGGUUGCUGGUGAUACUCAUCAAAAUCAUUCAGAGACACGACAGAAACGCAAAAGGAAGGGAUCGAGGAAAGAGACUGAGGCCAACAAGAAGAAUUCUGGUGCUGACUCUGUAAAACCUACCUUUCCAGCAAAGAAAAGGGUUCAAGUGCCGCAAAGUCCUCUUUCAAAAACUCCAUUUAAGAAUGCAGGGCUUGAGCCUUCUCCAAGUGAAAUUAUCAAAAAGGGAAGCAAAGAGGGUUUGGCCACCUCAAAUGGGAGGCCUGUCAGAAAUGAGAAAGAAGUAGCUCUUUCGCCCUUCUUUUGGUUAAGAGAUGAAAAAGAUGGGGAAAAGUCAAGUCAGGACACCGUUGGGGGUAAACUCAGCGAUACACCAACACCAAAUCUUCCUUCAUUCAGUGAUCUCAGGGACUCUGACGACGAAAACUCUUCUAAAGCGACUCCAUCAGUUGAUGUACAAGAUACAAAUUUCGUUGAUUUAUUUGAUAGUGAGAUGUUUGACUGGACACAAAGGCCUUGCUCCCCUGAAUUAUGCUCAAGUCCCUUCAGGAUGCAGGUUGAAGAUACUGGUGAGGUUGAUGAAAAUCAAGUGAAGGAUUAUGUACCUGAUUCCCUGGAACUUGAAGCAAAUAAAUUAGGUGCUGAUAAUACAGAAUUUGAGAAUUUGAAACAAGGAAAUGAUUUGAACACGAAGACACCUGGAGCGGCUUCUCUUCAAAAGAAAUCAAGAAAGAGAGGCAGGAAGGCAACCGAAAAGCCCCAGAAAGAGCAGACUGAAAAAAAUGGAGUCUCAAUUAAUGGAACUGACUUCAUUCCAGAGCAAUUACCAAAAGUCAGUCACGAGCAAACAUGGGACAAUAAACGUGAUUCUUCAAAUCAGGGGAGGACGAAUAGAAGAGGUAAGAAGACUUGUUUCGAUAAUACUUCAAAGCCAACACCUCAAACUGCUCGAGCACUUUCUGAUAUAUCUGGGACUAUUGGCGACGGGGAAGCAAAAAUGGUAAAUGAUUCACCUGCUUCACCAUGUAAACAAGAACAUGAGAAGAAUUAUAAUGUGAAAAAUUCUAAGAAAAGCCAGGGGAGAAGGUCCGGGAAACAAAAGCUGGAUAAUUUACAAAAGAUAGUUGAAGACCCAUCUUCAAUGCAAAACUGUAACAAUGAGCAUGCUGGUCAUCAGUUAUCAAGUCUCCAAAUGGAUAAUAAUGGAAAGCCGUUCAGAAGCAGGCAAAUAGAAAUUAGUUCUGGCAGAAAAUCCAAGUCCUGCGACAGAGGAUUGGGGAAUAAUAAAAGGUUAAAAGUUUCAUCUGAUUGCAUCUCCCAGGAAGCAAAUGAUGAAAAAACUCAGCCUACCGAGAGGAUUCAUCAACACCCUGAAAGUGGGGUUUUGAGUGAAUCAUUUAAAGAGAAACACCAUCCUGGGAUUGAUGUAGUUUUACGGAAAUGUGAGACCCAUAUCAAGAAGUUCCAAUGCGCUUUCUGUCUGUCAUCAGAAGAAUCAGAGGCUUCUGGCCAGAUGGUGCAUUACUAUAAGGGCAAGCCUGUUGCUGCAGAUCAUGAAGGAGGAUCAAAAGUCAUACAUUCUCACAGGAAUUGCACUGAAUGGGCCCCCAAUGUAUAUUUUGAAGAUGAUAUUGCAAUUAAUCUUGAGGCCGAAAUAAGCAGAAGUCGAAGAAUUAAAUGUAGUUUUUGUGGACUUAAGGGGGCGGCACUAGGUUGUUUUGAAAAAACUUGCCGCAGGAGCUUCCAUGUUACCUGUGCCAAGUAUACUUCUCAGUGUCGAUGGGAUAUGGAUAACUUUGUGAUGCUCUGUCCUCCGCAUGCUUCUUUGAAGUUGCCUUGUGAUAGUAGAGGAACGCAAAACGGAAGCAAGAAAUGCACAGCUAGAGAUUUUGUCGGGCGAGGAAAUCAGCGCAACACUGCUGGCAAGCAUGACACUGCCCAAAAUCUGAAUGCUCGUGGGUCAUAUAAGAAAGUUGUUCUCUGUUGUUCAGCUUUAUCUGGUCCAGAGAGGGAUAUUGUUUCUGAAUUUGAAAGAGUUGCCAAGGUAACAGUUUUGAAAAAGUGGGAUGCAAGUGUGACCCAUGUGAUAGCAUCAACAGAUGAAAAUGGGGCAUGCAAAAGAACCCUCAAAGUACUGCUGGGUAUCCUCGAGGGAAAAUGGAUUCUCAAUGUGGAAUGGAUUAGAGCAUCCAUGCAAGCAAUGGAACCUGUUGAUGAGGAGCGUUAUGAAAUUAAUGUGGACAUCCAUGGAAUCCAGGAUGGCCCUCGUCUCGGACGACUGAGAGUAUUGAAUAAGCAACCAAAGCUUUUUGAUGGCUACAAGUUUUAUUUUAUGGGUGAUUUUUUGCCAUCGUAUAAGGGUUACCUACAGGACCUUGUCACGGCUGCUGGAGGGAUCUUUCUGCACAGAAAACCAUUAUGUCGCGACCAAAAAGCAUCAUUAUCACCUGAUAUGCAUCCACCCCAAACCUUCAUUAUUUACAGCCUCGAACUUCCUGAAAAAUUUGAUCCCCUAAAAAGGGAAACGAUUCUCAGUCAAAGGCGAAAUGAUGCGGAGGCUUUGGCAAGGUCAACUGGUUCAAAAGCGGCGAGUAAUACAUGGAUUUUAAAUUCUAUUGCAGCCUGCAGGUUGCAAAGCCUUGUUGAAUAAAAUAUACAUACUUCCAAACUCUGA